CUUGCGCCGAGUGAACUCCCGGCCUGUAAAGAAACUGCAAGGGAUCAUCCGGCGCAGCAUAAAAUGGCGGAGAGCACGUGACGGUGGCUGAGUAGCUGCUGCUAUGGAGAUGUCUGACCCCCUUCCCCAAGAGGGAGAGACAGAUGUGGAGGAACAACUAGUCAUGGUGGAAUUGUCAGGCAUAAUUGAUUCAGAUUUUCUGGAUAAAUGUGAAAACAGAUGCAAGAUUUUGGGAAUAGAUACAGAGAGGCCAAUUUUGCAGGUAGACAGAUAUGUGUUUGCUGGGGAAUAUGAAGAUACUCUUGGUACCUGUGUGGUGUUUGAAGAAAACAAAGAUCAUGUAGAUGCAGAAGGAAACCAAAAAUUAGAGCUAAAAUACAAGUACCACACAAUGAAGAAACUGAAUAUGACACGGACGCUUCUGAGUGAGAAAAAGGAAGGAGAAGAAAACACAGGUGGUGGAGUUGAAUGGCUAGAGCUUAAGGACAAAGAUUUCUCUUAUAGCAGACCAAACAUGAUUUGCAAUUUUUUGUAUGAAAAAGAAGAGGAGAUUGCUGAGUCUCAAGACAAAGUGGCCGAAGAAUCUGAGGGAGAAGCCAGUGACAAAGGAAACUUUGAUGAGAACUUUGAACCUGAGAUGCAGCCUAGCGUUGAAAUUGAUGACUCUGCCCAGAGCUUGGAUAACACUAGCCCUGAAGCAGUGGGCUCUCCUUCAAUUAAUACUCAGGAUAUUGCCUUGGAUGAUUCUCCAUGUUGAUGUGAAAUCCAUAAUUUAGAAAUGACCACUAAUAGAGCUAAUUAAAUACAGUGUAAGUUUGA
Messenger RNA from Heteronotia binoei (common prickly gecko), 819 nucleotides. RefSeq names its product general transcription factor IIIC subunit 6 (gene GTF3C6). The record is from RefSeq and is a predicted model, not a curated record. Bases 104 to 757 code for a protein of 217 amino acids. Gene Ontology annotation, cellular component: transcription factor TFIIIC complex. Lineage: Eukaryota; Metazoa; Chordata; Lepidosauria; Squamata; Gekkonidae. The transcript is spliced from 6 exons. Gene Ontology annotation, biological process: transcription by RNA polymerase III.